UAUUUGUAUUCGUUCCGUAUUCGUAGCAUGGACUAUGAUCUAUUCCAGUCGGAUGACGAUGAAGACAUACUUACGGCCUUCAAUGAGGCAACACAGAGAUUUCAGCAGGAGACCCCCAGCCACCGAAUGGAAUUGGGCGAUCAAGAUGGCGAAGACGAUGAUGAUGAUGAUGGCCUGGACAUCUUGCCCGAGUUCAACUGCUCCGGUCGCGAUACUUUUAAGGCUCACAGCUUCCCAAAGGGGGGAUUUGUACGCAAUGGCUUCUCCCAGCGCCCUCCCCCAUACAGCAAAUGGGAUCAAAUUUGCUCGGACUUCAACGAGGACCAGCUGCAGGUUUAUGCAGUGACACAUUACCUCUACAAUGAGGCUUGUAAGAAUAUCCAGAAGCUUUUCGCCGCCGUGGCCGGUCAACAGCAGCUGCAAGCACCCACAACAAUGACCAACUCAAUUUGGUACAGAGCACGACAGCAGGUGACCCAAUUUUAUCAUUUGCUAUUGCGCAUACACGAUGAAAACAUCUGCAUGGAAGCACCCCGAUUUUUGGAGGAUCUGCGCAGCCUGCUCAACAAUCUACUGGAUGCGGAGGCCUGGAAAGUUCUGUACUUUGCGGAGCACAGCAAGGGGAACGAGUGCCCUGCGCCGGCCUAUCAUCUGUAUCACGGUGUUCUAGAGUGGCGUUUUCUCGACCUAAUCCUGCUCAACGACUGCCAAGGGGCGACGGAGGCAGCGUUGUUGGCCCAACUGGAGCAUACGCUGGGUGAUUUGGUGCUGUGUGCCAGCCUUUACUAUCGCAGCAAGCAUCGACCCGAGCUCAUUCACACAUCGGCGUUCAUGUGUCGCUGCACCAAGGAACUCUGGCUGCUGCUCAGUGUGCUGGCGCCCAAGUGGUUGGCGCAGAGCCAGCUGGGCAUCUGGGACUUGUUCCACAAGGCCAUGCAGGGCCACAAGGCGGUGUAUUUUCCAGCCGAAAGCAGCGCUGUUUCAUUGGCCUUCCACGAGUUCUACGCAUGGCUGAGGCUCAGCCUGGCCCGCCUCAGCGAUUACGCGGACAAUGGCGAUUAUAAACAGAAUCUAGCGGGCCUAUGUGCUCCACCUGAAAACUUUCAGACUGCCAGCCUGCUCAAGCAAUUCCUCUCCAGCCAGCCCGAUGAACAGCAGCGACGUGUCUAUCUGUGUCUUCUGGCGCCCCUCGAGCUGCAGCGGGGUCGCCCCGACCCAGAUGUGCUCUGCCAGCUCUGGGAAUAUCUGCAUCGCUCACUCAACUGCAACUUCAACGCGAGCACAGAGCUGGAACAGCUGCCCCUCACCUGCCCCAGUGGCUCGGCCUAUGUGGAGCGCUACAGCAGGCUCCUGUCCAGGGACCAGCUGGAGGAUCUCAAUCUCAGCAGCUUCACCAUGUACGCCUGGAUGCUGGGCCGGACCUUAAAGCUGCUCCUAGCCCAGCAGGGAAAGGGCAACCAGCGACAGAAGCUGCUCGGGCGGAUCUUCAGCAAGUUCAGUGCGGCCAAAUUGCUGGCUCUGAAUGAGCCGGGCAUACACCAUGUGAUAGAGCUGUUUCUCUGCCUGCUGCUCUCCCACGAGGACCUCUCCGAGCUGGCGCCCAAGCUGAGGGAGAUGCUGCUGUGCCUUGCCCUAGAGAAAUUGCCACCGGUCCGUCGAAUUUCGGUGGCCAAGGGACACAUGGCCAUGCUGCUUCUGCAUGCACGGCACCGUCUCUCCCUGGAUGACUAUGUGGCGAAGCUCCUGGGCCAACUGGCAGCCAUUCGCAACGACGUGGAAGUAGCCGCCAUUUACGCGGGCACCCUUCAGGCCAUUUUCGACCUUGCCGAUGACUUUGCCCGCGGCGAGCAGCUUCUCCUGAGCCCCUGGCUGACACAUUAUGUGGAGAAGAGUGGCCAGGCCUCGCAGGAUCGCGUCUGGCAGGCUCUGCACUCGCUGAUCCAGCGGCUAGGCGAACCGAGGGUUGUCUCCGGCAAUGCCAAUGGGAUGAAGGAGGCGCUCCAGCAACACAUUCUGCCCCUGCUGCGGGUGCAGUACGUCAGUGGGCACAGCGCCUGGCUGCCGCGGCUGGCGGCGGAGUUCGUGAGCUUGGACAAGGAUCGGGAGAAGCUUAUGGUGAGUUUUUUGCAGGGCCCCGAGCCGGCCAACAUGGCUGCCUCGGCCCAACUGAUCGUUCACCUGCUGGAAGAGGCAAGCAGCCCGGUGCCCCCAUCGAGUGCAACAAUCCUGCAGGUUUGGAUCAAAUCUCUGGUCCUGCUCACCGCCCAGCACGAGUCUGUUGCGGCGCUUACCGCCCAUGUGGUGCAGCUGGAGGAGUUCCAGCUGCUGGCCAUAGAUCCCACUUCUUUGGCGGGUCGCGAACCGCUCUGCGCUUUUUUCGGUGCCCUCGGACGACGGGCCCAGCUAAAGGAGGCGGCCGCCCAGGCUCGCAUCCGGAUGCAGCUGAGCCACAGGCUGCACGCCUACGUGAACCACUUCGAGAUGUGGCUACCGCCGGACCGACUGCGCUCUGAGCUCGGCUCUCGGUUCUACAGCUUCCUGGCCAUCGUCAUAUACAACUGCCCGAGCCUCGCGUAUGUGCGUUCGAAGCCAAGCUGCUUCUUCCACCUGGCCAUGGUGCGCUUCCUGCUGACCACACAGCUGCAGGCCGGUGUCCCGCCCGAAGGUCGCCUGCCCCAAAUGGUGCACAAGAUCUUUCCUGUGCUGCUGCAGGGGAUCGGGAGGCUGCCCUACCGCACGGACGCGUAUCUGGGCAAGACGCUGGAACAGCUCAUUCUCCACUGGACGCCGCACUUCAACUUCUCCCCCAAUGCCAAGCUGGUGGCGCGUCCAUACGUGACGCUCCUCCAGGCCGACGCUGGGGAUGAUGGCGAGCUGGCGCAGUUCGUGCUCCAGCAGCUGGUGGGACAUUUUCUGGUUGUUCUGCGCCGCAAGGCGGGCAACCAUUCGGGUCUCGUGAUCACUUUGCUGCAGCAGCUGGUCGAGGCCAUCGCUGCCGACCAGGAAAAUCAGCUGCUAACCCUUCUCCGAGCCGUUCACAUACCCCUCCUGGAGCACGUCAUGUUUGUGGAUGAGCUGGAGCACAGUCGCGGCCAGGUGCUGUCUCUGUAUCGCAUCAUCGUCUCUCACGAGGGCUUCAGGCGCUCUCAGCCAGCCCGAGCGAUGUGCCUGAGCCACCUGCGCUCCCUGGCCGAGAAACACUUGGCCCACUGCACAUAUUUCUACUUUCAAAUGCUCAUCAAGCUGGCGGAACUGGCCCCGGAGCUAGUGGCACCGCUGCUGGACUUCGUGUGGGAGCAGGCCAAGCUGGUGGAGCUGAAGCGCGGUGCUGGCGAGGAUGUGGGCAUACGCAAGUGCCUGCAACGACUGGAGAAAGUCUUGGGGUAGCCGAUAACGAUACGAUAACCCUUUGCAAAUAAACACACCAAGAAAGGUA
Drosophila persimilis is the source of this 3436-nucleotide messenger RNA. RefSeq names its product protein MMS22-like. Gene Ontology annotation, cellular component: nuclear replication fork. The record is from RefSeq and is a predicted model, not a curated record. The transcript has 3 exons. Gene Ontology annotation, biological process: replication fork processing; double-strand break repair via homologous recombination. NCBI's taxonomy places the organism in Eukaryota, Metazoa, Arthropoda, Insecta, Diptera, Drosophilidae. Bases 28 to 3387 code for a protein of 1119 amino acids.